GAAUCUUAAUCAUAAGAAGGAUAUGAAAAAACAUUGUGACAUAUACAGUCCACUUUGUGCUGUUUAAUAUAUAGGAUCUUAUAAACAUGGUAGUUUAAGCACUUAUCAAGACAGGCUAUUACAGUACUUUAAAAAAAAAAUUGCUUGAUCCCAAAUAAAAUAAAAAAAGAAGUAUUCUCGCGUAUUUUUGGACGGAAUCCACAUAUGUUACAAGAGGGGCUAAAAUGAAACUAAGUUGUGCAAGGUGUAAUGACAGUUGGUAAACUGCACCGUGACCCUCGGGGGUGUAAUGUGUGCACGUUUCCGGUGUGUGUUUCUGUGGACCGUAGUUAUUUCCUAUUCAGGUUCCUGUGUUUCUUUGCUCUGUUUGAGCUGUGAAUACUUGUAAUGAAGUGAAGUGAAGACCCUGCACCUGGAAAAAAGCAGGGUGAUAGUCAUAGGAUUCCAGGUUAAACCGAAAGUGUCGUAUGGAUCCAUCGUCCACUGGACAUUGAAAAACGACUGUCUAUCCAUUUCGCGCAGCAAACAAAGCUGCCCUUUCCAGACCACUACAGCUCACCAGCUGGAAGAGAGAGCAGCGCAGAAAGCGGCCUAAGCUGGCCGCAGUCCGUAGAGCAGGAGACCGCCGGGGCCCUCCAUCCUGCCCGCAGUAGCACAGGAGUGCGAUAUAAUUUAUCACUGAAAACAAGGUUGAUUGGUUGCGGCAGGCGCACAAGGGCUUCUGUGUGCGGGGAGGAUUCACGCCAUGGAUGGUCACUGCCAGCAGAGAGUCUCCAGUCUAAUGUCAGCUCGGUCUUCACCGUCCCUUUAAUUAUCCGGACUGAGUAGUCGCCGCUGGAAACGGAAGAUUGACGAGUAUUCCAAGCCACGCCCCCUCACUCUCCUUGCCACCGAGUCCGCCCGUCGCCGCCUCCCCCCCUCCCCCUUCGCUCGAUGAGCCACACCCCAACUCGCACGCCGGAAGCCGAAUCCCCACGUCCGCGGCAGGAUGACGGAGGCGUGGCAGCAGCACGCGGUGGCCCCGCCCGCGGCGGUGCACACCAUCCCUCAGGGGGUUGAGAACGCGCUGGGCUGCGCCGUGUACGGCAUCGUGCUCCAGCAGGACCCGGGCCUCCAGCAGCAGCACCAGCAGCAGCAGCAGCAGCAGCAGCCCUCCCUGCAGGUAGGGGGCGACAGCGGCCACAAGUGCGGGGCCUGCGGCCACGACAUCUCGCACCUGGCCAACCCGCACGAGCACCAGUGCGUGGUGAGCCAGGACCGCUCCUUCCAGUGCACCCAGUGCCUGAAGGUGUUCCACCAGGCCACCGACCUGCUGGAGCACCAGUGCGCCCAGGUGGAGCAGAAGCCCUUCGUCUGCGGCGUCUGCAAGAUGGGCUUCUCGCUGCUCACCUCGCUGGCCCAGCACCACAACGCCCACAGCAGCGGCAACCCCAUGAAGUGCUCCAUCUGCGAGAAGACCUACCGGCCCGGCUCCUCCGGCAACACCACGCCCACCUCCUCGGGCUCCAACCCGCAGCAGCCGUCCUCCUCGGCCGAGGGGGCGGCGGCGGCGCUGGGCUCGCCGGCCCCCGCGGGCUUCGAGGCGCCCCAGCCGGCCGAGCGGCCCUACAAGUGCUCGGUGUGCCAGAAGGGCUUCCGCCACCUGUCGGAGCUGUCGCGGCACGAGCGCGUGCACACGGGCGAGCGCCCCUACAAGUGCGACUCGUGCGACAAGAGCUUCAGCCAGUCCUCGCACCUGGCGCACCACCGGCGCACGCACAGCGACGAGCGGCCCUACAAGUGCGCCGCCUGCGACAAGGGCUUCAAGCACCGCUCGCACCUGGUGCGCCACAUGUACGCGCACGCCGGCGAGCACCUGUUCAAGUGCAACCUGUGCGAGCUCCACUUCAAGGAGUCGUCGGAGCUGCUCCACCACCAGUGCCAGCCGCAGGCCGAGCGGCCCUUCCGCUGCGCCACCUGCGGCAAGGGCUUCCGCCGCCCGUCGGACCUGCGGCAGCACGAGCGCACGCACUCGGAGGAGCGGCCCUUCCGCUGCGAGGAGUGCCAGAUGAGCUUCAAGCAGCCGUACGCGCUGGUGCGCCACCGCCGGACGCACAAGGGCGCCGCCGAGCGGCCCUACAAGUGCGCGCUCUGCGACAAGGGCUUCCUGCAGCCGUCGCACCUGCUCUACCACCAGCACGUCCACGGCGUGGAGAGCCUCUUCAAGUGCGCCUCGUGCCAGAAGACCUUCGGCCAGUCCGGCGAGCUGCUGCGGCACAAGUGCGGCGAGGCGGCCGAGGCGGCGGCGGCGGCCGCCGAGAGGCCGCACAAGUGCGAGGCGUGCGGCAAGGGCUACAAGAAGGCGUCCACGCUGCAGCGGCACCGCGGCUCGCACUGCGGCGGCGGGGGCGGCGGCGGCGGGGGCGGAGGCGGCGGCGAGAAGCCGCUCAAGUGCUCGCUGUGCGACCGGCGCUUCCCGACGUCGUCCGACUUCGUGCAGCACCAGUGCGACCCGGCGCGCGAGAAGCCCCUCAAGUGCCCCGACUGCGAGAAGCGCUUCAAGUACUCGUCGGACUUCCAGCGGCACCGCCGCGUCCACACGGGCGAGAAGCCCUUCAAGUGCGCCAGCUGCGACAAGGGCUUCAAGCAGCGCGAGCACCUGGUCAAGCACGGCAGCGUGCACGCCCGCGAGACCCAGUUCAAGUGCGUGUGGUGCGGCGAGCGCUUCGGCGACCUGGGCGCCCUGCAGGAGCACACCGUCCAGCACACGGCCGAGGGGGGCGGGGCCGGGGGCGGCGGGGGCGGAUACCCCGAGGCCGCCUGCGUAUAGUCCACCCCUGACCCCCCCGACCCCCCCCGAACCAGCGCCCGAAACCUGCCCCCGCGUCUCGCUGCUCUCAGACUCAAACACGGUCACGCGUUCGGACACACACACACACACACGCGGACACACACACACAAACACGCGCACACACCCUUCUUGGUGCCAAGGCUUAGUGCCCACCUCCACCAUAGAACAAGCGUACCGCUACGUGAACACACGGGCCCAGCUGGAAUGUGCAGGAUGUCAAGAGGCCACAGAAACGUGCAUAUCAAUCACGUUAUUUGGAAAUGUGUAAAAUGGGGAGGGGGGGUGUCGGGGGUUGUGGGUAAGGGUGUUCCCAUCUUCUGAAAGGCCCAAAUGAACAAAGCAUGGAGAGAAUCAAAUGGACAGCUGCGGUGGUGGUUCUGGGAGAUACAGGGACAUGAACCAGAAACCAGCUGCCAGUGGUUCUGAGCCCCAGGGCAGAGCAGGGCGGAGCUAGCCCACAAGGUCAUACCUCCACCAAGCAACGCGAUUGGUCACGCCUGGGUCACCUGACUGCCCCCUGCUUCCUGUGCUGCUGCCUGGUGGAGAUGCUUCAUUAACAAUCAUGAACGGUCAUCGAGACAUUUUCCAUCUUCAUGGCCAUAUUAGGAAAACUAUGAUUUAAAAAAAUGUAAGGGGAAAUUGUCUAAUUAUUAAAUAUUGUGUGUCUAUUUUCUGGGUCAACGUGGUUACUGCUGGACUUACCAAAGCCUCCACUGUACGACAUCCCAAUGGGAUGUACUGAAAUCGCUAUGGAAAUGUACAGAAAUGUGUAUACACUUCUAAUUUCUGCCCAUAUAUAUACAUAUAUGUAUAUGUGUGUGAUCCCAGCAGCUAAGGAUUAUGGGUCUGUCACCCCUACAAUGGCUAGGGACUGUAGAAGGCCCCCUUGUCAUUACUGUAUGUACAUAAAUAGUAUGUAUGCUAGUAUGUUUUCGAGUUGUGACGUAGGAGUUGCGUUGUAUGCGUUUAUAAAAGUGCACCUGCUAUUUUGCCCAUUGACACUUUAUUUUGUGGUUAUUUUGUUAUGAAAUUUUUUUUUUAAUGGCAAAUUAUUGUACCCUACAUGUGAUUUCACUCCAGUGGUUUGGUGUUCUUGUUGUGUUUGUGGGGGAGGGGGGGGGGGAGGGGCUUCCGGCCUCAUAUUGCGCGGGGUGAAAAUUUGGCGAAGGAGAGGCCGAUCCUUGCGGCGCCUCUUUCGCUAACGGCGUUCCCCGCGGCAUGCUGGGACGGCACCGCAGCCAGGCCAAGGUCGCCGGACGCAGCCUCCAGUGGGCAGGUUCAUUUCGGGGGGUGCUCAGACCAGCGGUUCUCCCGCUCCGUCCUGGGGCUCCAGUGCUGGUUUUUGUUCCAACCGUCAUUACAACUUCCAAACGGUGACAAGCUGUAGUUGGUCUUCAUUCGACACUUAGCAUGUCCGUUGAAGAAUGAUUCACUACUUAAGGCCACGGUAUGUCAGAAAUGAAUAGAGAAUAAGUGUUCACAUCACAGGACUAAUCAGCCAGGUCAUGCAAUGCUCCAAACUUUUGUGAUGUGGUCUAUGACAAAUUAUUCCUUUUGGAAGAGGCUCCGUUUUUAAUUGAGGUGAUUAGAAUCUGGCAGGGACUUCAUUGCUGAAAGUACGGUCAGCUGGUCAUCGAAACACUUUUUUUUAUUUUUUAUUUAGAAAUUAAGAGUUUGAUGAUGGAACAAAUAGAAUUUGGGCAAAUGUGCGACGUUUUAAAAUUUAAGGAAGUAAUUAUGGUAAAACUUGCUUGCUACAACCUUAAUUGGUCGAAAGCACCAGCAAUACACAGUGGACCCCCAGGACUAAGUUUGGGAACGACUGCUUGAGACUAGCCGGACCAGCAGCUCUCCGUUCUUAACUGUAAUGGCUAAAUCUCUCUGCUGCAGAAGUUGAAGCUUGAGCCAUCUUAUGCAUAUUCACGAAGGGGCACGUCCAAAAAAAAUAAUUUGUUGCCAUGGAGGUUCUAUUCUUGGGCCCACCGCUUCGCGAAUGUUCAUGAACUAAUAUGGCGCCUGAAUCUCGUUACCAAUCGGGUCCUCCCAAGGUGAAGAAGCAGGGUCUGACAAUCUGGUUGCUGUAGAGAAUCUGUGGUUUUGUAUCUCUUGUAUUAUGGAGGGGGGCAGGGGCAGAGAGCUGAGCCUGCCCAUAAGGAUGGAUAAAGCUCAUUGCUUAUCACACUCACGGUGCUCAUCCCAUACUGCAAACGAGCUGCCCAUCUGACCCCGGCCCUCUCCCACUGGCCCUUAUGUGAUUUAGGAAGAUACUGUAAAAAUACAAAUGGGAAAAGAAAACUGUCAAAAUGGAAGAAAUGUACAGAGGUCAGAGGUCGCAGGUCAAAGACUGCUACUGAGGGUUUUGCCUAACCGUUUGUUGAUUUACGUUUGUGCAUCAUUUUUUUUUUUUUUUUUUCACUGCCUGUCUUGGAAAUGAUCAUGUGAUAUUUGGCCUCCAGACUGAAGUGUUGCUUGGUUUUUAUUUAUUUUAUUUUUUUUUGUGGGGGGGGGGGGAGAAUUGUAUAUUAAAUAUGAAUUAUUGUAAGUGCCAGUUUACAGGAGCCCCGAAGGGUACAAUUGGCCUGGGGUCAAAGGUCAAGGCCCUGUCCUGGUGGGGGCUAUGCUGAUAUUAAGUGUUACAGUGCAGGUGAGGUUUCGGGGGGGGGGCGCGUGGUGGAGAGACGGCACUUCAGCGCAGAUACGCGGCUCUGUUUCCCAUCAGGCCCUGGGCACCGCAGGGUCCAACUCAGUCUGAUAAGCUCCGCCCUCCGAGCUGCUUCAGACCGCCCCCAGCUUCUCCGGGGAAACAAACCCAAACGACCCCAGUCGAGGGGAGUGACACUGAGUAACAAAAACCGUAGGGUUGAAAGAAUUUUUUUUUUUUAAAUGUAUGUUUUGCAUGUAUGCAAGUUUAAGUGUAUUUUAUUUUAAUUAUUAAAAAAAACUUUAUAUAUAUAUAUAUAUGGAAAAAUAUCUAUAUUCUCAGUAGGAAUAUGAAGGGAUGAGUCAUUAACAGACUGGUUAUCUGGAGUGCAGAUACCAUGACCUUUGACCUGGGCAGUGGGAAGUAGUUAGCCCCUCCCCUUGCCGGUGUCAGCCCUGUGCAUGCUCACGGUGUUAGCCUCUGUGUACGUGUUCCCCUGUUCUUUUUUUUUUUUGUUUCCCCCCCCCCCCCACCCCCACAUUUGUAGUUUCUGGAAGAUUCUUUUAAAGCUGUAUGUGUGGCAGUGGAAGUGUACACUCGAGCUAAAGCAAUCUCUAGCGUUUAAUACACACGGCUCCAACGAAUAAAACCUUUUCCAUGAA
Anguilla anguilla (European eel) is the source of this 6133-nucleotide messenger RNA. RefSeq names its product zinc finger protein 319b (gene znf319b). The transcript is spliced from 2 exons. The record is from RefSeq and is a predicted model, not a curated record. The coding region runs from base 989 to 2809 and encodes 606 amino acids. NCBI's taxonomy places the organism in Eukaryota, Metazoa, Chordata, Actinopteri, Anguilliformes, Anguillidae.